Molecule: messenger RNA, 3096 nt
Organism: Morchella importuna
Lineage: Eukaryota; Fungi; Ascomycota; Pezizomycetes; Pezizales; Morchellaceae
Exons: 5
Coding region: 1-3096 (1031 amino acids)
Biological process (GO): ubiquitin-dependent protein catabolic process; protein polyubiquitination; positive regulation of proteasomal ubiquitin-dependent protein catabolic process
Cellular component (GO): cytoplasm; ubiquitin ligase complex
Molecular function (GO): zinc ion binding; ubiquitin conjugating enzyme binding; ubiquitin protein ligase activity
Source: RefSeq, a predicted model, not a curated record
AUGUCGAAUCAUCUGCCCCUGUCACCCUCCGUUUAUUUAUCCAACGGUUCCCACUCGUCAACCACCACGUUUUCAGACCACACCGCAGGCGGUUGGCAGUGGCCCAAGUGGAGCUGUGAGCUGGAUGCCUUCUGCGAUUCCGCUAAAAGGGUUAUUCGUGACCUAGGCAGCGUAUUGCAGCCCGAACACCUCGCGCAAUUCGAGCUCGAGUACUUCCUGAGGAGAAGCAGUUCUGAUGCUGGGAUUGGUGGUGUGGUUGACAGCGACAACAACACCAGCAGCAGAAGUUAUCUCUCCGACGUUUCUUCCCUCGACCAUAAUCACGGACCCACCGCACAACUGCUGUUCAUCAAUAACGAAGUCGAAUCGUCCUCGUCGUAUCUCCCGAGACGGGCGUCGCCUAGAUUUUCGGUGCAUACUGACAGCACGGUAUCGCUCGAGGCGGCCGCAUAUUUUACUGAUUCCGAAGGGGAGGAGGAGGAGUCUCCAGAGGGAAGGGGGAGACCCUGGGAUAGGGAUAUGGCUGGCACCAUGCUUGCAGCUUCGUCAAAGGAGAAGAAAAAAUCAAAGUCGGACAAGAAAGAUAAGGAAAGGGAAAGGGAAAAAGAAAAGGAGAAGUCUGUGCGUAAGCAUGAGGACUCCGAACAUGAAGAUCGAGAGCAGAGGAGAGAGGCGCGGAGGAAGCGUAGAGCUGAGAGGGAAGAAAGAAAAGCUAGGGAAGCCCAGGAGGAAGCGGAGCGGGCAGAGCGAAAGCGAGAGAAGCAGGAACGACGGGAGCGGAAAGAGGAGAAGAAAAGUGUUGUGGGGACCAAAGAGAAAACAAUGCCAAAAAUAUCAGUUGAGCAGUUCAUUAGUGGAAUUGGUAGAUCAAAAUCGCUUAUCUCCCGACGACCUAGCGAUGCUCGACCUAGAUUGACUAUCAAAAGGAGCAAGAGUACAGUUCUAAUGCGGUCCCAUGAAAGAUCUCACGACAGAUCCCAUGAACGACCCCAGGAACGGCCUCACGAAAGACUUCCCGAAAGGCCCCACGAAAGACCUCAAGAGAGACCCCAAGAAAAGUCACUUCAUGAAAGACCGAUGGCCAUUGAAGCACCGAAGGAAUCUUCAAAAGAAAAACAUCGCCACCGAGAUCACCAUGAUCACUCGACUCCCGAAGCUCGCGCAAAUUGUAUACGAUGUUUGCGAAAGCGAGAAAAAAAAGAGAAAUUGGAAAAUAUUACAAUUGUACCACCACCAAAGGUUCGUGAAGCAGUUCGGACGGAAACUGUAAAAAAGAGCUCAAGGCGAAGGGUGGAGCCGGAAAGUGAAGACGAAACCAUCAUUGAAGCGAAAGAGAGGGUGAAGGAAGCUGUACAAGCUGCCGCUGCUGGUACUAAAGUGAAGCCUGUGCUGGGUUUUGUUAUCGAGAAAAGGCCAGAAAAGCUUGUUGAGUGCGUUACCUGCCUUUCCGACGAUGUCCCGGUAAGAGAAGCAGCGAAGCUUUCCUGUGGACACUACUGGUGCAAUGAAUGUUUGAAACGGAUAUUUAUACUCUCUUUGACCGAUCCCGCACAUAUGCCCCCCAAGUGCUGCACAGACGAACAUGUUCCCUUGAAGCAUGUUGAUAAACUUCUAAACUAUGAGACAAAGAAGCUUUGGAACAAAAAAUACAUUGAAUACACAUCGUCAAAUCGUAUUUAUUGCCCGAAGCCGAAUUGUGGUGAAUGGAUACAACCGAAGGAGAUACACAACAAUGUCGGGAAAUGCUCUCAGUGCAGAACGAAGGUUUGCGCAAUGUGUAAUGGGAAAGCUCAUGGCGAUGGGGAAUGCCCUAAAGAUGAGGAUUUAAUGAGAUUUAUCGAAAUAGCUAAGAAAAACAAGUUCCAGAGAUGCUAUAGCUGCAGAGCAAUGGUGGAGCUGGAAAGGGGAUGCAAUCAUAUGACUUGUCGCUGCACCGCCGAAUUUUGUUAUGUUUGCGGAGAUAAAUGGAAGACCUGUAAAUGUCCUUGGUUUAAUUACGAGCCUGAUGAUGACGAGGAAUACGUUGUCCCUGUAUGGAACGCCGAAGAGGGUGUAGCUGCAAUUCCCGCCAAUAUUGCUGAACGACGAGAACAAAGAGCCAGGGCUCGUGCUGAACAGCUUCGUCAAGAUGAGGAGCUUGCUAGACAAUUGGCUCAACAAGAAGGGCCACUGUCACCAGGACUUCACGGAGAUGAUGAAUAUUAUCUCCCGAGCCCAAUCCAGAUUGAUCCUCUCGCAGCGUUGGGUACCAUCGGAUCCGGUUUGAGGAACGGGAUUCGGCGGAUCGCCGCUGAUUAUGUCGAGACAGCUACACGCUCAACUCCGCAACCUCGAGGGACUCCGCAGCCUCGUGGAACACCGCAACCAAGGUUGGAAAGGAGGAGAGUCGAGCCAGUUGCUAGAAUCGCGCCUCGUACACGGAGUCGGGAGGAGAUUCGGGAAAACAUAUCCAAUCUUAUUCAGGAGGUUGAGGAGCUUGAAGGGCGCAGUAGGACGCCCCACCGUCCUAGAGUCACUCGCACAGAGACCGCCCCGGAGACUCGGGAGCAGCCUCCCCAGAGAUCCCGGCGGCGGGAAUCCAUCAACCCAAGCCGAUAUUUGAGUGGAGCACAACACGCAAAUAUUGAACAAUACCUUCGUGGAAUUAAUCUGGAGGACCCUGAGCCAGUAGCCCCUGGGCCACCCCUUCCAUCUCCACAUGAAUCCCGGGCUUUCACUCCCGGUAUCCCGGAGCUCCGACGCUCUCGCACCGAGCGAAUUCCAAGACGACGAAGAGAGGAGGACUUUUCUCCAGAGUAUGCAUCUCAUUCUCCCAUCUCGACAAUCGAUCGCGCGAGUAGGAUAGGAACAGAGAGCAGGGUUGGGACAGAGAGUAGAUUAGGGACGGAGAGCAGGCUUGGGACGGAGAUUAGUAGAGUGGGAACAGAGAGCACCAGCGUAGGGACUGAAACUACCUAUGCCGCUCGUAGACCCUCUAUCAGCGGAAAUUUGAUGGACCAUCGCUGGAGACAACAGCACUCGGGAUACCAGAGCCGAAUGCCAGUGGAGACGAAUGUUGGAGGAUGGAGGUGGGGUAGUGAAAAUCGCGAUUACUGA